Messenger RNA from Drosophila grimshawi, 1221 nucleotides. RefSeq lists its product as uncharacterized. The record is from RefSeq and is a predicted model, not a curated record. The transcript has 5 exons. Lineage: Eukaryota; Metazoa; Arthropoda; Insecta; Diptera; Drosophilidae. Bases 90 to 905 code for a protein of 271 amino acids.
AUUUCUUUGCGAUCAAAACUCUGCUCAAGAAAAUAUAUCCAAUUAAUAAAGGAUAUAAAUUCAACCAGAUCCACGUGAAAAAGCUGUCAAUGCCUUUAAACGAGGCAGCCACAAAACGCGCCCCACUCGGCGACCCACAGAAUCGUGAAUUAGCUCGUGUGGCCCACAAACAACUGAAAGAUGUGAAUAUGACGACAGAAGAUACAGUUGCAGCAGCCACAACAGGUAUGCCGCUGCUGAGCUCCACUUGGAUGCGAUCUGCGCCUACUGCCCGACUAACAAGAACGACAAUGACCAAUGGAGAACAUGUCGCCGAAGCUGGGAACAGUAAGCUUGCAGCAGCCCCAACAGGUAUGCCGCUGCUGAGCUCCACUUGGAUGCGAUCUGCGCCUACUGCCCGACUAACAAGAACGACAAUGACCAAUGGAGAACAUGUCGCCGAAGCUGGGAACAGUAAGCUUGCAGCAGCCCCAACAGGUAUGCCGCUGCUGAGCUCCACCUGGAUGCGAUCUGCGCCUACUGCCCGACUAACAAGAACGACAAUGACCAAUGAAAAACAUGUCGCCGAAGCUGGGAACAGUAAGCUUGCAGCAGCCACAACAGGUAUGCCGCUGCUGAGCUCCACUUGGAUGCGAUCUGCGCCUACUGCCCGACUAACAAGAACGACAAUGACCAAUGGAGAACAUGUCGCCGAAGCUGGGAACAGUAAGCUUGCAGCAGCCACAACAGGUAUGCCGCUGCUGAGCUCCACUUGGAUGCGAUCUGCGCCUACUGCCCGACUAACAAGAACGACAAUGACCAAUGGAGAACAUGUCGCCGAUGCUAUCCUGUCACCACACCACAUCCAAUUCAAUGUACAGUUGCAGCAGCCACAACAGCAGCAGCAGCCACAACAGCAGCAGUAGCACCAGCAUCCAAACAAAAGCCCACCGCCGAUGGGAAAAAGGAGGGCAACGGUGGCAACACGCGAUGCACCCACUGCCACAUUGAGGGCCAUUUACGAGAAGUAUCAGUCGAACCAGUUCCACAAGAUCGCACUGCGCACGGAGCUGCGUGGUCCGCUUAUAGACUCGAUUCUAAAGAGACACCAGAAGAUGAGGAAUUCAAAUCCAUUUAAGUUUAGUUCAAUUUGGUAUCUAUUUACAUUUGUUUAGUUUAGUUACUCAUUUAAUUUCUUUGUGUGAAGUGCUGAAAAGUGACUUGGUUAAAUAAAGCUUUGUU